AUGUCUACAACAGUAGAUCCAUUGUUUGGUCUUAUUCAAGUAUCGACAUCCAUUAAAAUAAAACGAUCCGAUGGUCGAGUACAUUUAGCGAAAGUUGUUCAACUAUCACCAGAGUCGAAAUCAGUCGGUGUCGAAUGGAAUGAGAAUGGCGAAGUGAAAGGCAAAGAAAUUCUACUCGAUCUUGUCUUCGAGCUUAAUAGUGAGUUACGACCAAAUGCGGUUUUUAAACAACCAGCACCAGUUACAAAUCAACAAGUUCGACCAACGGCAGCCGUUGCAACACUUCCUUCUAGUGGCUUAUCAUCUAGUCGACUAACAUUAGACAUCGAUACACUAGAACGUGAAUAUAAUUCACGCCCACCACCGACGCUUCCGCCACAAUUGAUGCAAAAAAUCCAACAACAUCCAGUGUCUAUUCAAACAACUUCCACACCACUUCCUCCACCACCACUUAACGGAACUGUUACAUCCACUUCGCAUCAUCCAAAAACAAGCUAUAUACCAUCCGGAACAAAUAAUUCAUCAGCCGUUCGUUCGAUUCGUCGUCCUGCUGCUCCUCAAUCAACAGCACCGUCGAUAUCGAAAAUAGCAACACCUUCCUCUCCCAUUCCACCUCCAACUCCCACUGUUGAACAACAACCACCUCAGCCACAACUACAGAUUCCACCACCAGCAAAUAACAAAACUGAACGUCGUCUUUCUCGUCUUCAUGUUGUACAACAAUCAUCGUCAACAAACACAAACAGCAAUGUUGCACCACCUGCGCCUGAACCACCUUCAUCCAUUGGUCUACACGGUCCGUUUGGACAGAUGAUUCUUGAUUAUCGUUCCACAUUAACUUAUUGUCCUACAACAAAUGCAAAUAUAAAUCAACAACAAAUCAAUCAAAAAGAUCUACGUAUUUGCGUUGCUGUUCGAAAACGUCCAUUGAAUAAACGUGAAAUUGCGAAAAAAGAUAACGAUGUGAUUACCAUUCCAAAUAAAGAUCAUUGUCUCGUUCAUGUACCAAAAUUAAAAGUUGAUUUAACUAAAUAUUUAGACAAUCAAACAUUCAAAUUUGAUUAUACUUUCGAUGAAAAAGCUUCCAAUGAAUUAGUUUAUCGUUGUACAGCGGCACCAUUAAUCGAUACAGUAUUUAAUGGUGGAAAUGCAACUGUCUUUGCUUAUGGUCAAACAGGAUCUGGCAAAACAUUCACAAUGGGCGGUGAUUUACAAUCAGCUAAGACGGAUUAUUCACAUGGUGUUUAUGCUCAAACAGCACGUGAUAUAUUUCAUCGUCUAUCGUUACCACAAUAUCGAACAUCCGUGGAAACUUUUGUUACGUUCUAUGAAAUUUAUUGUGGCAAAGUGUUUGAUUUACUCAAUAACAAGAAACGUCUCCGUGUCCUAGAAGAUCAAAAAGGUCUUGUUCAAGUAUGUGAUCGAAAAGAGCAACAAGUCAAAUCUGUUCAAGAUGUAUUAAACAUUAUUCAACAUGGUAUGAGUAUUCGAACAUCGGGUACAACAGCUGCCAACGCUAAUUCUUCUCGCUCACAUGCGGUUCUUCAAAUUAUUCUUAAAACAGCAUCAACAGCUUCGGUUACUUCAAGUGUAUCAGGAUCGUCACGAAAUAACAAUCAUAAUAAUCCAGCUGUAUUACGUCGUCCAAUGAAAGAAGUGGCAUCAACAGCUUCGGUUACUUCAAGUGUAUCAGGAUCGUCACGAAAUAACAAUCAUAAUAAUCCAGCUGUAUUACGUCGUCCAAUGAAAGAAGUUGGUAAAAUGUCAUUGAUCGAUUUGGCUGGUUCGGAACGCGGUAAAGAUACGGCAAGUGGUGAUCGUCUUCAACGAAUGGAAGGCUCAGAAAUUAAUAAAUCUCUACUAGCAUUAAAAGAAUGUAUUCGUGCAUUGGGUCGUGGCGAUGGUAGUCAUGUACCAUUUCGUGGUUCAACAUUAACAAAAGUCUUACGUGAUUCAUUUAUUGGUGAUAAGUCCAAAGUGUGUAUGAUUGCAAUGGUUUCACCAACACAUUCCGAUGUUGAAAACACGAUGAAUACAUUACGUUAUGCAGAUCGAGUGAAAGAACUACGAGCUGGAAAUAAUGGUGCGGGUUUGUCCAAUGAUGACGAUGAAAUUAAAAUGGACGGCAUGUCAAAAGCGUUGCCAAUGGAUGAUGACAAAGAAAAUAAGCGUCGUCACCAUCACAGUCAUUAUCCUCAUCAUCAUGAUGGAUCUGCAUCGUCAAAUGAUAGUACAAGUUCAUCUUCGAACGAUCUAUAUGACGACGAAGAACAAGAUGAAGCAUCCGCUUCAUAUGCAGCACAAGUUGAACAUUUACAAGAAUAUGAAGACGCUUUGUUCGAUUCUUGUCAAGAUGUUCUUAUGAAUAAAGAGCCCAUAUUAACGAAACAAUUGCGUGCAAUCGUUAAACAAGCACAAGAGACGGUCGAUUAUGAUCAAGAAAAAUUUGUUAAUCAAAUGCGAGAAAAUUUACUUCAACGUCAACAAGCAUUGACUGAACUACAAACACGUUUGCAAGUAUUCGCCGACUGUCUUCAACAAGAAGAACAAGUUGCUGCUGCACAAAGAAAUAGAAAACAACAAUCAAAUGGAACUAUACAUUAG
Molecule: messenger RNA, 2604 nt
Organism: Adineta ricciae
Lineage: Eukaryota; Metazoa; Rotifera; Eurotatoria; Adinetida; Adinetidae
Source: the annotation of a GenBank genome assembly